UCCCAAUGGCAGCUCCAUGUCUUGGGUUUUUGGCUCUUCAGCGAUAUAUCCUACUUCUCAGCAAAAAUUCCCCCUUGAUCUUAGUCUUCUUUAUUAUCUGGAAGAUCCUGAAAACAUUCACGGUGUGGCAGGUGACUUCCGAGUGGCUCCAAAGAAGCUUGAGAUACCUCCUGAACCCCCGUAAAUGGUUCUCCAAGGCAGAAUCGGUUCAGCAGAAAAGUGAGACCAGCCCAAAGGAAACUAAAACCAUCGGAAAAGGGACUACAGAAGAGGCUGCCCAUCGGACGCCCUACCAGCGUCUUCGUCAACUGCUCUGCAAAGAAGUAGCCUGCCAGGUGUGCAGGCGGGUAGCUCAGGAGGCCUGGCAGCUGAUUUAUUGGCAGCGCGCAGAUGGCGGUCGCUACCCCAAGCUCAGACUCUUGCUUUCCCCUUGGCCCUGCCAGGAAUCUAAAGUCUCCACCGUCACCUCAGUCGAGGAAGAACAGGAGUCCUGCCUCUGGACCUCCAGUGUGACUUCGGUCUGCGUGGGACCCGUUUGUUUUGGCCCAGAGGGCACGGCGUCCACCGAUACAACCAGCCAGCAUGUGGCAAGUGUCCCCAUGGGGCAGAAGGCCUCGAAACCUACCCCCCAGGACCGAAAGACACGGGACAGUUUCUCUGAGGAACUGGGUGUUUAUAUGGAGGACUUCUCAAGCUGGUCCUCCAGCACUUAUGAGACCUCAUCCGUCAGUACCUGGACGGACUCUUCUGGCCACUCCACCAUCAUCUUCAGCAGGUUGAAGAGCCGUCGGUCUCGUAAACACCACAAAAGUUUCCUUCAGAAGCAGAAGAGCAGCAGAGGCUCACCCAAGCGAGCGUCUCCUGAGGCCGCCAAGGUAGAGGAGAUGUACUUUACGCCUGUGCCCGUCUCCUUCAUGAAAGAAGCCAUGAUUCAGAGCUUAGAGUCUCACUGGGUAGCAAAGAGGCUCCAGCAUCUUCUGGGGAUGUCCUGGGUCCUUCUCAGGUCCCUCAGGAGCUUCAUGCCCUCUGCUCCAGUUUCCUCCUCGGGGAGGCCCCUGGGGGUCACGGUUGUGGUGAGAAGGCCUCGGGUCCUCGCCUUUGUAGCUGCCAAGACCAAAAAGAAGCUGGAGCUUCACCUGAAGAAGAGAGUCCAUCUGAAGCAUUGGCAGCUGCCCAGGAGGGUCCAAGAAGCUCUCAGACACAUGAAGCCUCCUCCUUCUCUGCCCAAGAGUGAAACUUCCCUAGUGCAAAAACUGGGCAGGAAGGCCAAAAGGUCAGCGGUCACAGGUCCACCGUUGCUCCAGAGAUCGUUGGAUGUCAUCCAGAUGAAGGUGAAACUUCACCUGGCUAAGAAGUGUGUUGAAAUACAAGCGGAGGCGUUUCCAGAGGUGGCCCUCCGCUCCUGGAGGUGCUCAGUCUGGUUGGCCAAGCAGUCUCUGCCCAAGCUGGUAUCUCACGCGGACAAACCCUCGCAAGCUCGCUUGGUCUCCCUCCCCUUCGUGCUCCCUCAGGAUGCUAAGAAAAUGGAGUUGGCUGUGCAGAGAUGGCGCCUGAGUUCCUGUUGGGACCUGGGAAAGCGGUACAUAGAGUCCCUGGUUACAAUGGCCCCUCCUCCAGCUUCCUCCAAGCCCCUCCCAGGCAGGAGGACAGCUUCCGAAUUCUCAGGGGCACAGACUCCAUUUCUCCAGCAGCGGGGGCGAGAAACCUUGGAAGCCCAUGUGAGAAAAAAGAGACUGCAGCAUGAGUGGGGCCUCCCCAGUGUGAUCAGGAGAUCCCUGAAGGCUUUCCUGCCAAGCGUGGUCCCACGGGGUUCCAUCCUGCAGAAGACCAGGAACCGCCUUGAAACUCUGCCACGGAAACUUGGCUUUCUUCCUGAGGACACCUGCAUUCUCCUGGAGUUCCACCUUCAGAGGAUGAAGCUCCAGCAAAGGUGGGGCUUGCCUAGAAGAGUCCUUGAGACCUACCAACGGCUGUUUCCAGAAGUUCCUUCUAAGGAGAAGAGAGUGGCAGUAAAGCCCUUUUCUCAGCAGCCCAGACUGGGGAUAAGACCACUGCCAGGACGUCCCAAGCAGGAAGAGGAGAAGGCUAGGAAAAUUCAGGGCCUUGAAUUAUGUCCAGUUCACCCACUCCUCAUGUUAAAAACGAAAGUCUUGAAGAAACUGCAGGUCCACCUGACUAAGAAACAUUUGGAGGUGUGCUUGCAAAGCUUUCCCGCUGCCCCACGAAUUUCCUGGAGAUCUUCUCGAUGGUCUCAAAAGAGACCUCUCCCCAAGCUCAUCCUUCCGGGUCUGAAGACCCCCCAGAUCCGCGUCUCCUGCUCCUCCUGUGACUUGGCAGCCAUGGGUCGGAUCGAAUCGGCAUUGCAACGGGGCCGCCUCUCCUCUCUCUGGGGGCUCAGCCUCAAGUACAUGGAAGCUGUUACUGAGAUGGCCACCGUCGUCCAACAGGAUGCAGAGAGGCCACGUCCACCUGACGGGACCAAGGAAUUUAGCUUUCGGUUUGCAGAAGGGAAGACCCCGUUCUUCCAGCCGUCGGCCAGGGAGGUCCUAGAGAUGCACCUUAGGAAGAAAAGGAUCCAGCACCAGUGGGGUCUUCCUUCUCUGGCCCAGAGAUCCUUGCAGAGCUUCAUUGGCCACAUGUCCCCAUUGCGCCCUCCGAAGGCUGUCACUCACGCCUCCAUCCUCCCUCGAGAGCUAUUUUUCCUUCCUCGGAAAGUCACCAACUUCCUAGAGUUUCACCUUCAGAGGAUGAAGCUCCAGCAAAGGUGGGGCAUGCCCAGAAGAGUCCUUGAAUCCUGCAGACGCCUGUUCCCGGGGCUUUUCUACAAGGAGAAGACCACGCAGUUGGUGAAACAGUAUUCUCGGAAGCUCAGUCUGGGGAUAAAAACACGGCCAGGGGGCCUUGUAAAACCUCGACUGGACAUUCGAAAGACGCGAGCAGUCGGAUUACGUCCAGCUCAGUCACUUUGCAGGUUAAGCCUUCAGGCCUUGAAGAAGCUGGAGGUCCACCUGACUAAGAAACAUUUGGAGGUGUGCUUGGAAACCUUUCCUGCUGUCCCCCGUUUCUCUUGGCGAUGUGUCUGGUUGUCUACAAGCAAGUCCCUUCCUAAGAUGAUCCUUGCUGGUCUCAAGACCCCCCAGACUCGUAGGUCCUGCCUCUCCUUUGACUUGGAAGCCAUGGGACGGAUUGAAGUAGCUUUGCAGCGAGGUCGCUUGGUGUCCCUCUGGGGCCUGGGUCUGAAGUACGUGGAGACAUUGGCAGCUAUGUGUCCUGGAGGACCUUCAGCCAAGUUCAAAGAGGUCCCCUUUGAGUUCUUAGAAGUAAAAUCCCCCUUUUUCAAAAAUGCGGUCAAAGAAAACUUAGAAAUGCAUGUUAGGAAGAAGAGACUACAGCACGAGUGGGGCUAUUCUACCCUGGUCCAGAGGUCCCUUAGAAGCUUAAUUGGAGAAGCACCCCAACGGCACCGUGGUCUUCUGAAGGCCCUAACUCAGACUUCCUCGCUUCAUCUAGAGUUGCGUUUCCUUUCUGAGCCGGUCAAACAAAACCUAGAGCUCCACAUUCAACGGAUGAAACUGCAGCGAAGGUGGGGCAUCCCCCAGAAAGUCCAUCGGUCAGUAAAGCUUUUUCAAUCACUAGUUCCGGAGGAGAAACCUCAAGCCAAGUUUGGCCUUGGAGAAACUCAAAAAGUUCUCCUCCCAAAGAACGAGGGAUGUCUGGAAGAACUCCUUAGAUAUACUCUGGAGACCCAUCUCAAGAAAAAAUCCCUGGAGAUUAAAUUCCAGUUAAUAGGAUAUGGCCCCAUCAAGCGUGCUUUUCUUCCUAAAUGGUCUUCUGUGUCCUCGGAAAUCAAACCCAGAACCUCUUGCUUGUACUUUGUGGAGCAGGACAUUGUGGAAAAGAUUAACUUGAACAUUAAACGCAAGCAUUUAAUGCAUCUUUGGGGCCUUCCCAGUAUCUACACUAAAUCCUUGAACAAGAUGUUUGGCAACGUUAUUGCAGGAAGUCCGCCGCUAGAGAUGUCCAAGCUUAGGAGGUGGACUCUGGAGAAGAACAUUGGCCGGGAGAGUCAAGCAGCCGAUGCAAUGGAUUCCAGAACAAAAGAACUGAGAUUCUCAAGGAAAGGUCCAUGUUUUGUCCAAAUUGAGAUUUUGGACCUUCUGGAGACGCACGUCCGGCGCAAGAAGCUACAGCAUGAAUGGGGCUUACCAUCCAUGGUUCAAAAAUCUCUUCAGGCCUUCGCUGCACUCUCUUUAAAACCAGAACGGCUCUUGGAGGGGCUUGGCAUUGCCACCUCCAGAUCGUCGGGUGCAUUAAAAGUGACAAUUAAAAUAACCAAGAACUUGUUUUUCUUGGAUGUUGCGAUGCAAAAGCUGCUGGAGGCUCACAUGAAGACCCGAACUGCAACCCAUCGAUGGGGUCUUCCCAAACGUGUCCAGGAAUCAUUGAAAAUGUUUCUGCCCCCUGCUGCUUCUUCCCAAGUUGAGGGCGACCAGGGUCAAGCCGAAACCCCACGGCACGCCUACAACCGGCUCUUCCAGACUGCCGCAAAGCAACAGCACAAAGCAGAAAACAUACAUUGUGUAACCUCAGUCAAGAGGGCUCUCCCCAAAGCUGACCUUCUAGGAGAAACGUCUCGAGAAAAAAUUUCGAGGUCUGGAAGAGAGACUCAGAAGAGGACACCUGGCAAAGAGACCACCCUGAUGUUUGUUAAAGAGGAAGACUUGGAAUUUAUGGAAUUACACGUACGGCACAAAAGGAUUCAGCACGAGUGGGGAUUACCAACUCUUGUGCAGAAAUCUCUGCAGGCUUUUGCACCAGUCCCACCUGAGCUUCGGGAAAGAUCCUUGACAGGUCUGGCUCUGGAGAGUUUGGAAGAUGGAAGAACCCAUCGUGAAUGUCAUUUGGGAUUCCACCUGCAAGAGGGAGUUAAUGCAUCCUGUUCCAGAAGAGAAGGACCACCAUGGUGGACCUCAUCCUGGAAAGAAGCCACCAUCAAGCCUAUGAAGAACAUCCACCAGAGGAAACCAGAUGCAAGACCUAGUUCCAGCUUUCUGGCAGCUGCCAUCAGUUCCCCCGAGGUGAAGCUGCUUUCCUACGUCCAUACGUCCUGGGAUCUUCUGGAGUUUCACAUCAUCCACAAGAAGAUCCAGCAUGCGUGGGGACUGCCAUCUGCCAUCUUGAAAUCUCUGGGCAUUUUUGCUCCAUUUCCACUCGACCUACAGAAACAUACCAGAAGGAGAGCUCAGAGGAGUCCAGAAGACAAGGCAGAUGUGAAAACGAAGGCCCAGCAGCUUUGGUUUCUCAACACAAGUACACAGCAACAUCUGGAGACCAGCGUGAGAACCAUGGUCACAAAGCAUAGGUGGGAGAUUCCAAAACGGAUUCAACAUCUGUUUCAUCCAUUCCUCCCUCCUCGGCCCUCUUCCCAGGUUUCAGCACAGCCUCUCUGGUCUCACAGGUAUAGACGGCCUCAAGACACAUCACUUGCUCCCCAAAUUUCAGCACCAUUGCAAAAGGCAAAGCACCAUUUGGGGGCAACGGAGAUAACCCAAAGAGCAUUACAGGUUAAGACUACUGAAACAAUGAGGUUCUUAUGUCCCAAAACGAUGCUCUCUUUCCUCCCUGUUGAGGAGAGGGACCUUCUGGAAUUUCACAUCCGACAAAAGAAAAUCCAGCACAUGUGGGGCCUACCAUCGAUGGUGCUUAGAUCUUUCCAUGUCUUUGCCCCGAAUCUUCUUCAACCAGAGAGGACUAGUGGGAAGACCACAUCUAGGAAACCCAGAAGGGGGACAAGAGAUGUGCAGAUCCUUACUCAAGACCUCGAUUUCCUCAGCAUUAAGGUGAAGGAACGCUUGGAGGCCCACCUGAGACAUCGUACGUCAAAGCACAAAUGGGGCCUUCCAGAAAGAGUCCGGCGAUCUCUGAGGGCCUUCCUGCCACCCAGAUCUCCUUCUCAUCCUGGGAUGAUUGGAUCCCAGCAUCUCUUGCCUUUACGACCCAAAUCCUUACAGACAACUGAAGACAUCUAUGAACCGGUGAUGUUUAUGCCCGAGCCCAAGCAGAAGAGUUUAGAAAAGCCCAGGAGCAAAGUUGGCAAGAAACAAAGAAGGUCUAGACAAACUAAAACCCAGACUUGUUUUGGUACCAAAAUGGUGCUCUCUUUCCUUUCAGAAAGCAGCCGGAACCUUCUGGAAUUCCACAUCCAACGAAAGAAAAUCCAGCACGCGUGGGGCCUACCAUCGAUGGUGCUUAGAUCUCUCCAUGUCUUUGCCCCAUAUCUUCUUCAGCCAGAGAGGACUAGUGGGAAGACCAUGUCGAAGAAGCCCAGGAGGGACAAAAUAGAUGUGCAAAUCCUUACUCAAGACCUCAUUUUCCUCAGCAUUGAGGUGAAGGAACGCUUGGAGGCCCACCUGAGACAUCGUACGUCAGAGCACAGAUGGGGCCUUCCAGAAAGGGUUCAGCGAUCUCUCAGGGCCUUCCUGCCACUCAGAACUCCUCAUCCUGGGAUGACUGGAUUCCACCCUCUUUUGUCUUUACCACCCAAAUCCUUACAGACAACUGAAGAUGUCUAUGAACCGGUGAUGUUUAAGCCAGAACCCAAGCAGAAGACUUUAGUAAAGCGUAGUGUUGGCGAUAAGAGACAGGGAGCAAUAGGCAGGUCUCAGCAAACUAAAGGCCAGAGUUGCUCUGGGACCAAAUCGGGACUCUCUUUCCUCCCAGAGGGCAGCCAGAACCUUCUGGAAUUCCACAUCCAGUGGAAGAGAAUCCAGCAUGCGUGGGGUUUGCCGUCAGCGGUGCUACAAUCGUUGCAAGCUUUUGCUCCACAUCUCUUUAAAGCUGAGAAGUGCAUUACAGGGACGAUGGCCAAGGUUCCCCCAUGUGAUGGAGGAGAAGUACAAAUCCUUCGUCAAGACCUCAAUUUCCUUAGCGUUGAGGAAAAGGAACGCUUGGAGGCCCACCUGAGACAUCUUACGUCGGAGCAUCGAUGGGGACUUCCCGAAAGGGUUCAGAGAUCUCUGAGGGCCUUCCUGCCCCCCAGAUCUCCUCCUUGCUCUGAGAUGACUGGAUCCCUGCCUCUCUCGCCAUAUCCACCCACAGCCACCUAUGUGCAGCCUUCGUGGACUUCCAAGGGGACAGAAGAUACUCAGAUCCUGCCACCUUCCUCUCCUUCUUCAUACAUCGCCAGGGAUUACAUGCCCAAUGUUGGUAAGCUUGAAAGAAGAGUCAGCUUCCAAAAAGUGAAGUUUGCAAAUGGAAGAACCACGCCAAGGGUGAAGAACAUGACGCCUCUUCCAGGUUUUAAGGCAAAGAUGGUCAGCUGGCAGAAGGAAGACGGUUCUCAGAGGACAACCGAACAGAGAGGCACUCUAGAAGGGCUGACUCCUCCUUCAGCUGCUAGCAGGGAACUGAAAAGGUCUCCUAAGAUACCCAGCUAUCUCUCCUGCCAUUCAUCAGCUUCCAAGGAAACCUCCAUCUCCUCGUCAAACUCUGACAGACAACCAAAAUGGUCAGAGAAAAAGAAGAAGAAAAAGAAGGAAGUCCACUGGAAGAGAGGGGAAGCUCUGGUAGUUGAUUCCUCUCUACUGGCAGAAGACAAUGAAGCCCAGGAUUCCCCUUGGUCCUCAGGAGACGACAUGGAGGAAUCAGAAGAGUCCUCAGGAGACGACAUGAGCCAUUCUUCUCUCCAAGAGCCAGAAGCUGCCAAGAUGUAUUGCAGGCCUUGGGAGGUUCGACCAUAUCGUGCUCCCACCUCUCAACUAGUCUCAUAUUUCUUCCCACACUAUGUUCAUGUUCCCAAUUCUUCCUACGAGGAUGUUGUAGCCAGAUGUUACAGGCAGGUCAGGAGGGAGCGUCAUGCAACACAGAGCAGCAGGCUACAAAGGAGAGGAAGGAGGCUUACGUGGAGAGAGUUCCUUGGCCACUCUCUGGGAGAAGCAACCUGGUGCCAAGCCUUUUUUAGAACCCAAAUGCUGGAACACUGGUCUUCUGAAUGCGAGAGGUUCCUCUGCCUGCAGUAUCCUUCAUCCUCUAGACAAAACAGGUUGUCCACAGAAGACCAUGGUGUUCAACCGGAGAGUAGAAAGGGCCCCCUUCAAAAGCAAGACUCCGUAAGGACAGAUGUUGAACUUCAGGUCCAUCAUGAAAGUUGUAGCUUGACCCUGAAGGCAGAUAGUAAAGAAGAGGGAAGGACGGAAAGUGUCACCUUUUCCAUCACUAAGGAGCGGAGCCUUUUGUCCCUGGAGACCAGAUCCCAAGGCAGCCCAGAAGAUAAAGACGUGAGGGUCGAUGAUUGGGAUCAGGGAAGAAGGUUGGAGGUGAAAUGGGAAGACCAGAACAAGGGGGCAGAAGAGUCCCUCAGAGAAGAGAUGGACAGCUGGAGAUUGGCUACUUCCUCAGCAGUGAGACACCCCCCAAAUUUAGCUGAGGACGCGGCCCUUUCCUUGGUGGCCCCCUCAGAAGAACCAAGUGAUCUGGUCUACAGCACAGUGGCAGAAGCAGUGAUGGGAUCAACUGAAGAUCAUGGCAUCCUAAAGCCAGGUAAGAUUCCAGAACGUAAGGAUGUGGUCCUCUGGCUGAAAAGGCAGACUCCAGUAGACCUCACGCAAGCAGAAGCUAUGGGGCAGGACAGUGGGGUGCAACGUCCUCUCCCUAGAGGGAUGAGGCCUAUCAGCUGUUCACCUGGAAGGCCCCCAGAAGCCAGGAAGAAGAAGCAGGUGAAGGUCAGCUGGUCUACCAAGGAAACACGCCAAGAAUGUCGUGUCAUCAGAAGGCUGGUCUUUGACCCGAAGCUCAGCCAGGCUUUGGAGGUUCCUAGACAAGGGGUCCACAAGACACCCCAGGAACAGAGGCCUCCAGAUAGUGAGAAGAUGACCAUUUUGGGUAACAUCCUGGAGAAAAAAUUGAACUUGCAACAGGGACUGUUCAUUUGGAGACAGAGCCCGAGACCGAAUGAAAAAGAAGGAAGGGGCCGAAAGAGAGAUAAAAGAGAAAGAGGCGGAGGAGGACAGGCAGGGAGACUACCGCAACCAUCAUCCACUUCCAUGGACAAGCAGAGUUCCGUCCUCAGCACCAUCCUGCAGGGGAAGCUCCAUCUCUGCAGGGACAUCCUGAAAGGAAAGCUCUGUUUCUGGAAGAAAAGCCAGGAAAAGCCAGGGGGGCUUUCCAAAACCAGGAGAACUGGGAAAUCUGGUGGGGCAAGUGGAAAAAAAUCGGGGGGCGGCUAAGUAGGAGAGCUCUAUUCUGCAGUACCUUUUCACCAAUAAAUCUUCAUUUUUGGCA
Molecule: messenger RNA, 9279 nt
Organism: Pantherophis guttatus
Lineage: Eukaryota; Metazoa; Chordata; Lepidosauria; Squamata; Colubridae
Source: RefSeq, a predicted model, not a curated record